Camelus dromedarius (Arabian camel) is the source of this 6321-nucleotide messenger RNA. RefSeq names its product SRY-box transcription factor 2 (gene SOX2). Bases 3529 to 4494 code for a protein of 321 amino acids. The record is from RefSeq and is a predicted model, not a curated record. The transcript is spliced from 13 exons. Gene Ontology annotation, molecular function: DNA-binding transcription factor activity, RNA polymerase II-specific; RNA polymerase II cis-regulatory region sequence-specific DNA binding. Gene Ontology annotation, biological process: anatomical structure morphogenesis; regulation of DNA-templated transcription; cell differentiation. NCBI's taxonomy places the organism in Eukaryota, Metazoa, Chordata, Mammalia, Artiodactyla, Camelidae.
GCUUAUGGUGACUGCCAGCAUACCUUGACUUGUGACUGCACAACUUCAAUCUUGAAGGAAGAUCCUUUCUCUGCUGUUUUCCAUUCUACUCUGUGUUCCAGAGGAGCACAGGCAGCUAGGAGGCUGACCUCAGUGGACUCCAUCAGUGGGAUCCCUUGUCUUCUGGCUUCGGGUUCAGUUAUUUCUGGGAUCGGAAGAUCAGCAAGCAGGAGGAGAGGGAGUUCAUCUUCAUUUCUCCCAUCUUCCUUUCUGGUGGUUGCUCCAGGCUGACUGAGUUUGUCCCCUGAAGAAUACAGCUCCUGUUGCAUCCGCAGAGAGAAGAAGCUGCCCAAGAAUGGAAAGGAAGAAAUAUAUCACAUCAUCUGUCUGUCCACAGGCUUUCCUUGGGGCUUAUGAAGAUUUUGACAUUAUUGAAAUUAUUGGAAUUACUUUGAGGAACUUUGCCUGUUGAGUGUCUUAUAUGCACUGAAGAACUUGCCCCAUUUGCAGAUUCAAGAGGAGAUAGAGUCAUAAUUCUCUACGGAAUGAGGAGACAUGAGAGAGAAAAUGUGCACGUCGUCUCCCAGACUGCCAAGAAUAAGCUGGCAAACCUUCGAGUGGUGAAGGCUGGACACAUGCCUAUUUCCUCGUGGCAGUGAUUCUUCCCCCUCUUUGGAUUCAGAAGGAUGGCAUAGAUAUCUUAAAAACACUACUACCUCCUCCAUUAGAUUAUAAGGUAUAUCCUUUCGAGAAGUAAUGGAGUCCAGUCAACCUAACUUCACUGAUCUCCAAGGACUAUUGAAAAUUAUAAAGCUUGCUGUGAGGUUCUGACAUGCCAGAAGCCACUGAAAAAGAAGUUUGAUAUCCAGUGGUUCUCCUCAUCCUAGGAUAAGAAACCAAAAUGAUACCUUCAGUCAGCUGGCCCUCUCCUCAGGUGUACAUCAUCUAUUAUCAUUUCACCUGUUUUGAUUCUCUGAUGAGGAAGGUCCCAGGACUUAUCAGCUGGGAUAGGCCUCAUUUACAAGACAGCUCUGUUCAGUAUGUGGAAGAAAGCCUGACAGGUUUCUCCGGAAAAGUGACCAUCCAUGGAAUGAAUGAAAUGUUCCCUUUCUAUUCCAGGCUAAUGUUUUGUUGAACACAUUCUGGGAAAUUCUCCUCUAAUAGACCUUUCACACACUCACACAAAGACAGCCCUAUAAGUUGCUGUGAAUGGCUUGGAACAUGCAAAAUAUGCUAAGCAAGAAAGAGCCUGUACCUGAAGAGUUAGCAGUUGAAAGGCACAAAGAGGGGAUUGCAGUGGCAAAGCUAGGCUAGGUCUUGGAGGCUGGUGUAAGGCGAAGCGGGUGAAGGCAGGAGGCUGAUGGAGAGACUGGGGGGAAGAAAAGCCGAAAUGGAUUCACUGUGCCUUGGAUGGAGGACGAGAGGGGAAUUGCAAGCUCCUUCAGCUCGUUCUGUCCGGUGAGAAGUGAUCAAGCUUGGGCUGACAAGAGGCUCAGGGAGCCCUCACGUUCUUUCGCUUUUUUACCUGCCAAUCAAACUGCUACAAGACAACACCCUGAUCUGGCAUGGACAUUCAAGUGCAUUUUAGCCACAAAGAUCCCAACAAGAGAGUGGAAGGAAACUUAGACGGGGCUUUGUUUGACUCCGUGUAGCGACAACAAGAGAAACAAAACUACCUAUUUGUAACGGACGUGCUGCCAUUGCUCUGCGCAUUGAGCGCCUACCUAUUGAAAUCUUUACGUCGGGACAAUGGGAGAGCGGCUAAAAUUACUCUCCUGGGUCCUGGGAGGGCAGGAUUCCUGAGCCCCUACCCCCGCCCCCAUCCCAUCCUCCUCUAGCCCCAGCCUUGCUGGGCUACCCCUUUCCCCAGUCCUGCUCGCCUUCUUCCUGCCUGCGCGGCCUGCACCUGUGCCUGGAGAGCAAGCACCACUCCCGCCUCCCAGGCCUGGAGGCCCCUCCGAGCGCAGCCCCAGGCCUAGGCGGCCGGGGCGAUGCAGCCACCGCUGUAGAAGUCACUGGGGGAAAUGCCAGGGCUGGUCGUGCUUGAGUCCUGGGAACUCUGCGUGGGAGGGAGUUUGUGAGUGCAGCUCAAAAGCCACCUCCAAGCCGUGCCCUGGGAUGCCAGGAAGUUGAGAUUACCCUCCCCCAUAGCCUGUACUUCUGAGCGUCCUUCUGUUGAUCUUUCUUCCCCCUGCGCUCUCUGGAAAGCGGCACCACUGGGAUCCCUCCGUGGGGGAGGCUAAGGAGGAGAAUGGGGAGAGAGGACGCGCAUCCCCUUGGCACCGCCCGAGUGGAGAAAGACGGGUGGGAGAUGUGGCGGGGGUGAGGGCCAAGCUGUGGUUUCCUGCCCGGAGGGCUGAGUAGGGUAGGGAAGAGCGUGGACUCGGCAGUUUACCCAGGCCCGGCCUAGCCUCAGCUCUAGAGGCGGCCGCACUUUCCGAGCAGGAUUUACUUUUUAAAUAGAGCAAAUUAUGUGGAAGCAAGGAGGGUUCUGAGGACACAGCUUUCAGCCUCCUAACUUCUUGUCGGGACAGUGUGAGAAGAGGGUGAGCGAGCAUCGGCAGUCGUGGAGGGAAUAGGGGCAAGCGAAGAGCCAGGUUGGGGAGAAGCCCUAGAGCGGCUGGCGCUGGGGGAAGUGAGCGGGGCAGCGGGAGAACAAUGACACACCAACUCCAGCACGGCCGGUUCCCUGAAGUACCAGUAGGACAGUCGCCCCGAACCACCCUUUCUGCCCUGCCCCACCCCCACACCUCAGCUUCUCGCGCCCCUUCCUCAUUUCAGCGGCGCGCACCAAAAAGUAAAUCAAGAUUAAGUUUAAAGAAGAAAAAAGUCGUAGACUUAGUGCUGUUUACCCACUUCCUUCGAAAAGGCGUGUGGUGUGACCUGUUGCUGCGAGAGGGGAUACAAAGGUUUCUCAGUGGCUGGCAGGCUGGCUGUGGGAGCCGCCUCCCCCUCCCUCUUCCCCCCCGCCUCCCCCGCGCGGCCCGCGGCGCGGCAGGCCCCGCCCCCUUUCAUGCAAAACCGGGCGGCGAGGCUGGGCUCGAGUGGAGGAGCCGCCGCGCGCUGAUUGGUCGCUGGAAACCCAUUUAUUCCCUGACAGCCCCCGUCACAUGGAUGGUUGUCUAUUAACUUGUUCAAAAAAGUAUCAGGAGUUGUCAAGGCAGAGAAGAGAGUGUUUGCAAAAGGGGGAAAGUAGUUUGCUGCCUCUUUAAGACUAGGACUGAGAGAAAGAAGAGGAGAGAGAAAGAAAGAGAGAGAAGUUUGAGCCCCAGGCUUAAGCCUUUCCAAAAAAUAAUAAUAACAAUCAUCGGCGGCGGCAGGAUCGGCCAGAAGAGGAGGGAAGCACUUUUUUGAUCCUGAUUCCAGUUUGCCUCUCUCUCUUUCCUCCCCCAAAUUAUUCUUCGGCUGAUUUUCCUCGCGGAGCCCUGCGCUCCCGACACCCCCGCCCGCCUCCCCUCCUCCUCUCCCCCCGCCCGCGGGCCCCCCAAAGUCCCGGCCGGGCCGAGGGUCGGCGGCCGCCGGCGGGCCGGGCCCGCGCACAGCGCCCGCAUGUACAACAUGAUGGAGACGGAGCUGAAGCCGCCGGGCCCGCAGCAAACUUCGGGGGGCGGCGGCGGCGGCGGCGGCGGCAACUCCACCGCGGCGGCGGCGGGCGGCAACCAGAAGAACAGCCCGGACCGCGUCAAGCGGCCCAUGAACGCCUUCAUGGUGUGGUCCCGCGGGCAGCGGCGCAAGAUGGCCCAAGAGAACCCCAAGAUGCACAACUCGGAGAUCAGCAAGCGUCUGGGCGCCGAGUGGAAACUUUUGUCGGAGACGGAAAAGCGGCCGUUUAUCGACGAGGCCAAGCGGCUGCGAGCGCUGCACAUGAAGGAGCACCCGGAUUAUAAAUACCGGCCCCGGCGGAAAACCAAGACGCUCAUGAAGAAGGAUAAGUACACGCUGCCGGGAGGGCUGCUGGCCCCGGGCGGCAACAGCAUGGCGAGCGGGGUCGGGGUGGGCGCCGGCCUCGGCGCGGGCGUGAACCAACGCAUGGACAGCUACGCGCACAUGAACGGCUGGAGCAACGGCAGCUACAGCAUGAUGCAGGACCAGCUGGGCUACCCACAGCACCCGGGCCUCAACGCGCACGGCGCCGCUCAGAUGCAGCCCAUGCACCGCUACGACGUGAGUGCCCUGCAGUACAACUCCAUGACCAGCUCGCAGACCUACAUGAACGGCUCGCCCACCUACAGCAUGUCCUACUCGCAGCAGGGCACCCCUGGCAUGGCGCUUGGCUCCAUGGGCUCGGUGGUCAAGUCCGAGGCCAGCUCCAGCCCCCCCGUGGUUACCUCUUCCUCCCACUCCAGGGCUCCCUGCCAGGCCGGGGACCUCCGGGACAUGAUCAGCAUGUACCUCCCCGGCGCCGAGGUGCCGGAGCCCGCCGCCCCCAGCAGACUUCACAUGUCCCAGCACUACCAGAGCGGCCCGGUGCCGGGCACGGCCAUUAACGGCACACUACCCCUCUCGCACAUGUGAGGGCCGGACAGUGAACUGGAGGGGGAGAGGGAAGAAAUUUUCAAAGAAAAAGAGGGAAUGGGAGGAAAGUAAGUAACAGCCUGGAGAAAAACCCGGUACGCUCAAAAAACAAAAAGUCAUUACCCACAGCAAAUGACAGCUGCAAAAGAGAACACUAAUCCCAUCCGCGCUCACGCAAAAACCGCGAUGCCGGCAAGAAAACUUUUAUGAGAGAUCCUGGACUUCUUUUUGGGGGACUAUUUUUGUACAGAGAAAACCGGGGGUGGGUGGGGUGGGGAGGGUGAGGGAAUGGACCUUGUAUAGAUCUGGAGGAAAGAAAACUACGCAAAACUUUUUAAAAGUUCUAGUGAUACGGUAGGAGCUUUGCAGAAAGUUUGCAAAAGUCUUUACCAAUAAUAUUUAGAGCUAGUCUCCAAGCGACGAAAAAAUGUUUUAAUAUUUGCAAGCAACUUUUGUACAGUAUUUAUCGAGAUAAACAUGGCAAUCAAAAUGUCCAUUGUUUAUAAGCUGAGAAUUUGCCAAUAUUUUUCAAGGAGAGGCUUCUUGCUGAAUUUUGAUUCUGCAGCUGAAAUUUAGGACAGUUGCAAACGUGGAAGGAAAAGAAAAUUCAGAUUUGGACACUUUAAUUGUUUAAAAAUUGUACAAAAGGAAAAUUAGAAUAAGUAUUGGCAAAACCAUCUCCGUGGUCUUCUUUACAGGGGCAAAAGUUUUAGAGUGUACUAAAUUUUUUUUUUUAAACUUACUGUUACAAACAAAAAUGGCCAUGCAGGUUGACAUCGUUGGUAAUUUAUAAUAGCUUUUGUUUUCCAACUUUCCAUUUUGUUCAGAUAAAAACAUGAAAUUACUGUGUUUGAAAUAUUUUCUUAUGGUUUGUAAUAUUUCUGUAAAUUUAUUGUGAUAUUUUAAGGUUUUUCCCCCUUUUAUUUUCCGUAGUUGUAUUUUAAAUAUUCGGCUCUGUAUUAUUCAAUCAGUCUGCCGAGAAUCCAUGUAUAUAUUUGAACUAAUACCAUCCUUAUAACAGGUACAUUUUCAACUUAAGUUUUUACUCCAUUAUGCACAGUUUGAGAUAAAUAAAUUUUUGAAAUAUGGACACUGAAAUUAUGCUUGAGUCUUUCAUUUAUUUGGAUAACACUGUGAUUAUAACCAGCUCCUUGGGGAAUAUACUGUGCUCAGCCAAGAAAGCGAAGUAUCUAAAACCUUGGUAUUCUAGUCCAGUAACAUGUGUUAAUGUUAACUGCAACAAAUAAAUGGCUGGAUGAUUAAUUGAAUAAGUACUCUUAAAAAAUAGAAAUGCUCCUGUCAUUUCCAAAAUAGAAACUAGGGACAUAUAUUGUAAAUCCACCCCCUCCUUUUCUAAGCAGCAUGAAUAAGCACGAUGGGGACUUACACUGAUUUGUGCCACUUGUUGCCAGAAAAGAGUCAAUUCUGAAAAUUUUCAUGUAGCUUAGCAGAUGGGGUAUUGAGCCAAGUCAGAACCAGGUUGGCUGGUUUUGUUUUCGUUUUCUUCGCAGCACAAUGGCCCUUUGGAAAUGUGGUUAUAGGGGAAAAUGAUGCUUCUUGUAUCGGAAUAAUUGCAAACUAGACAAGCAAAGUGCUCAUCUGCUGGGUGGGUGUUUGGAUUACUCUGGCCCUGCUAUUGUCUGAGAAGAAACAAGUGGUUUGCUUUCUUUGUUCCUUGACUUCAUAAACUUUCUCCUCCACAUUUUUCCAGUUUAGGGGUGAGGGAAACCAAAGAGCGUCUUGCAAAACUCCCUGACUUAUGGCUAUUUAUUAUUAUUAUUUAUUUUCUUUUUUCCUCUCUCUCCCUCCACGAAUUCCAUUUCUUAA